AUGGAAAUUAUAGAAAAUAUUGAAGAAUUGGCACCACAAGUUUUAUUUAAUUUUAAAAAUAGUGGUAGUAAUAUAUUGGUUGGAAGUCCAAAUUUAUUUGGUGGAAUUUUACACCAUAAUGGAAAUGGAAUUGGAAAUACAAAUGAUUCUCCAUUCAAAAAAACUGCUAAAUCCAAUUCAACCACAAAUUUAUUAUCUUCUUCUUUGCCAUCUUUAAGUACUACAAGACCAAUAAUCUCGUCAAUUAAAAAUAUUAAUAAUAAUAAUAAUAAUAAUAAUAAUAAUAAUAAUAAUAAUAAUAAUAAUAAUAAUAAUAAUAAUAAUAAUAAUAAUAAUAAUAAUAAUAAUAAUUAUAAUAAUAAUAAUAAUAAUAAUAAUAACGAAUUUGACUUUGUUCCUUCAUCUCCAAGUAGAACCUUAUUAUCGUCCUCUUUAAAUAAUUCAAUCCUAAGUAGCAAUAUCAAUCAGAAUUCAAUUAGUAAGCCAUCUUCCCCAUUGUUUCCAGAGGUUCCAAAUGAAGCACCAAUUCCAACGGUCUUUUCUUUUGGUUCUUCAAAGAAUUCUUUGAUUCCAUCCUCACCACUUUCCAAUUCUUCUGACGUUCUCUUAGGAAGCUCCUCUGAUGCUUUUGGUUCAAUAUUAUCUUCAUCGCCAUCACAUUCAGUUCCUUCAUCACCACCAACUUUUUCAAAAAAUAAAAAUACGAAUAAUAAUAAUAAUAAUAAUAAUAAUAAUAAUAAUAUAUUUAAUAAUAAUAAUAAUAAUAAUAUUAAUAAUAUAAAUAAUAUAAAUAAUAAUAAUAAUAAUAAUAUAAAUAAUAAUAAUAAUAAUAAUAAUAUAAAUAAUAAUAAUAAUAAUAAUAAUAAUAAUUCAAUUAAAUUUCAUAACUAUAAUGGUAACCCUAUUUCACCAUCAACAAGUUAUUCCAAUUUAUUAUCAACAUCACCAAAUGUGUCAUCUGCAUCAUUAAACAGUGCAUUUAAAUCUUGUACCAUUAGCUCACCAAAUAUUAAUAGUGGUUCUUCACCAACCUUAUUUUCAUCAAAUAAUAAUAAUAAUAAUAAUAAUAAUAAUAAUAGCAAUAAUAAUAAUAAUUCAAUACAAUGUACAUUAAAUGAAUGUUUAUUAUGUUUAAGAGGACAACCAGAAGUAUUAAUUAAAUCACCAACAUGGGCAAGUAUAAUGCGUGUUGUAUUCUUUACUCUCCAUAAUGAAAUGCCAGAUAAACAAUUCUUUUCAUUAAAAACUGAUGUAUAUGAUUUUAUGACUGGCCAUUGGGAUAUCCUAUGCUUAAACAAGAAAAAGUCUGACAACUGGCAUAAACAAAUCCAAGAUAUGUUAAGUCAUAGUAAAAAUAUUUUUGAAUCUGGUAUGGAUAAAUUUAAACAAAAUGGCUUUUGGAGAUUAAAACAAAAUGUUGAUCCAUGGGUAUUACCACAAAAAGGUAAUAGAAAAGGUUCCUCUUCAAAUUGCGCUUCACCAGCUUCCAGUGCUCUCUCACCAUUAUCAUCAUCAUCUGGAUUCGUUCCAACUUUGGGUUCUCCAUUAAUACUCUCUUCUGCCAGCCCUUCAAAAUUAUAUUCCAGAAUUUUCUCUGAUGAAAUAUCAAUUAGCAAUGGUGGUAGAAAAAGAUCACUCUCUGCAAUUGACCCACAUACUUCUUCAUCUUCUUUGUCAGCUUCAUCUCCUUCAAUUUUGAAUUCACCAUCACUUGAUAUUCAAAUGGAUCUUGAAAUUAGAAAAAAGAGAAAUUCAAGUUCAGACUAUUACUCUGGUGCCACCUCUAGUCGUAGUUUAAAUAAUAGUUGUCAAAAUAGUCCAUUAGUUAACUCUUCUCCAAUUAAAUCCUCCACUACUUAUAAAAAUAACCAUAGCAAACAACAUCAUAGUUCUUUGUUUAACUCUAAUGAUUCUGAAUUGUACAUUGAUGAAGAUCAAUAA
This is a messenger RNA of Dictyostelium discoideum AX4, 1941 nucleotides long. RefSeq lists its product as hypothetical. Gene Ontology annotation, biological process: chromatin remodeling. The transcript has a single exon. Bases 1 to 1941 code for a protein of 646 amino acids. Lineage: Eukaryota; Evosea; Eumycetozoa; Dictyosteliales; Dictyosteliaceae. The record is from RefSeq and is a predicted model, not a curated record.